Molecule: messenger RNA, 1548 nt
Organism: Aaosphaeria arxii CBS 175.79
Lineage: Eukaryota; Fungi; Ascomycota; Dothideomycetes; Pleosporales
Product: glutamate decarboxylase-like protein 1
Exons: 2
Coding region: 1-1548 (515 amino acids)
Biological process (GO): carboxylic acid metabolic process
Cellular component (GO): cytoplasm
Molecular function (GO): pyridoxal phosphate binding; carboxy-lyase activity
Source: RefSeq, a predicted model, not a curated record
AUGACGGUCAAAGAAACACUGAAUGGCCACCGUCAGGAACCGCCACUAAAGCGGGCGGAAGAGGUCCAGGAGCUCCUCACUGCUGUCCAAGAGCUCAUAGUUCCCUUCAUACGAGCUGCUGACGAGGAUGCCGACGUAAAACACACCGGACAUGGUCUGGCAAUUCCAGGAAGAGGAGAGGGACCGCGAACGGCACUCGUCGAGCAACAUCCACCUGCCGAGCUCAAGUCUCUGCUGAAGUUGAACAUCCCGGAGAAAAGAGGUGGAAAAGAGGAGCUCAUAUCUCUAGUAGAGAAAGUGCUUCAGUAUUCGGUGAAUACUUGGGACCAAGGAUUCAUGGACAAGCUCUAUGCUUCGACCGAUGCUGUUGGCCUCGUUGCCGAACUUCUCCUUGCGACGCUCAAUACCAAUGCCCAUGUAUAUCAAGUCUCGCCCGUACUCACCUUGGUCGAGAAGCAUACGACCAAGUAUCUGGCCAACCUCUUCGGACUCGACUCGGAGCAUAGUGGUGGCAUAUCACAACCCGGAGGCAGCGCCUCGAAUAGCACUGCCAUGGUCAUCGCAAGGAACACUCUUUACCCCGAAACCAAGACAGACGGCCUAGGCGGGCGCAGGUUCACCAUCUUCACCUCGGAGCACGGCCACUACAGUCUGGAGAAAGCAGCUCAGAUCAUCGGCCUCGGAUCCAAGAACGUCAUCUCCGUCCCCGUAGACGCCAGCGGGCGACUCAUCCCCACGGAACUGGAACGACUCGUCAAGGAGAGCAAAUCCCGAGGCGAAACGCCCUUCUUCAUCAACGCCACGGCCGGCACCACCGUCCACGGCUCCUUCGACCCCUUCGAAGCCAUCUCUCCCAUCGCCAAAGCCCACAACCUCUGGCUCCACAUCGACGGCUCCUGGGGCGGUUCCGUCGUCUUCAACCCUACCUACCGCGCCUCCCGCCUUGCGGGCUCCCACCUCGCCGACUCCAUAACCAUCAACCCGCAUAAGAUGCUCGGCGCCCCAGUGACCUGCUCGUUCCUCCUCGGCCGCGACCUCCGGCAAUUCUGGUCUGCCAUGACGCUGCCCGCGGGCUACCUCUUCCACAACUCGCCGUCCGCCUCCGUCAACGACAUCUACGACCUCGCGGACCUGACUCCGCACUGCGGCCGCCGCGCCGACAGCCUCAAGUUCUUCCUCGCCCUCUCCUACCACGGCGCCCAGCACUUCUCCGACCUCGUCGCCACCGGCUACCAAAACGCAGAGUACCUCCUCGCCCUGCUCGACGACCACCCGGACUUCCUCACCAUCAGUCCCGACCCCGUGCCCUGCCACCAGGUGUGUUUCUACCUCGCGAGGGGGGGUCUCCUGGGCGAGGAUGCAGAGGAGAACGGACGGGUGACGGCGGCGGUGGCGCACGGCGUCAUUGCGAGGGGAUUCAUGAUUGACUUUGCGCCCGGGGAGAGGGGCAAGUUCUUCAGGGUCGUGGUGAAUGGGAAGACGAGGAGGGGGACGCUGGACGGGCUGGUCAAGGCGCUUGCGGAGGUGGCUGCUGAGUUGGGGUUUUAG